AAUAUAACAGGCUUUUAAAAUUCAAUAUUGCUGCACAAUUUCUACUUAAAAUGUCAAAAGGGAUGCGAAAGGCAGUCUUUUCAUGGAACGACCCAAAUAUUCAGUGUCCGUGUGUGUGGUACAUAACGUUAUUGUACCAAACUGUGGUUCAGUUAAUCCCCCCACACACACAUACAUAUGCACACACAACACGCACUCCUCCCUCAAUGGAUGGGCGUUACCCGGGCGACCUGUGGACAGCAACAGGAUGACAAAACAAUAAUCUUGAGCCCUGCAGCAAUCAAACAACAGGAAGGACUGCGCCUAUUUCCUGUUCCUGUCAAGAUGCAGAUGUUCAACAUGAGCCACACACAUACAGGCACAGACGCACACAGACAGACACAGCCAGCCAGCCAAUCAAACAAUCAGCCAUGAGUCAUCAUGCUCCACCGCCAAUCUAGUCCAUAGGAAAAACUGGUUCAUAACAGAUACAAUUGGUUCAUACAACAUUUACAACUGGUUCAUCAUAACUGAAUAUAACUGGUUUAUAACAGAUUAUAAACUUGUUCAUAAAUCAGCUAUAAAGCAAUUAUAAUCAGUUAUCACUGCGUUAACUUGUCCUCCAUCUUACAACCCUUUCCCCCAACCCCAUAUGUUGCACCUCUCUCUCUCUCUCUAUCCCUCAGGCCUUCCAAUUGUCCCUGUUACCGUGUCAACAACCACACCCAUGGUGGAGGUCCGUGAGAACUCUGAUGCGGUUCUGAGCUGUGAUUUUCGGACCGAGAAGGAACCGAAUCCUCGAAUUGAGUGGAAGAAGAAAGGAACAGAUGUAUCAUUUGUUUACUAUGAGGGACAGUUCAGAGGAGCCUUUGCAGGGCGUGCAAGGAUCAAGGGGGCAACGGUGACCUUACAGAGGGUGACCCAGAAAGACGCGGGUGAAUACCGCUGUGAGAUCACUGCCCCUCAUGACACCAUCACCCUGGGGGAGACUAACAUUACCCUCACAGUCUUGGUUCCCCCCCACACCCCAACCUGUGAGAUCCCCAGCUCGGCCCUGACGGGCUCUAUGGUGCAGCUGCGCUGUAUGGAACAGCAGAGCAUCCCCCCAGCCACCUACUCCUGGUAUAAAGACGACAAGCCGCUGACCCCCUCCCGCAUGGCCAACGCCACCUACCACCUCAACCCAUUCACCGGCAUACUGGAGUUUAAGUCGGUGGCGAGAGGCGACACGGGACAGUACAGCUGUCUGGCAUCAAACAAAGUGGGGCAGUCCAAGAUGUGUGAGGCUAAACACAUGAAGAUAGAGGAUGUAAACACGGCAGGGGUCAUUGCUGCGGUCGUGGUCAUCUGUCUUGUCAUCGCCAUUUGUGGCUUUGGAGGGUACUAUGCACACCGUAAUGGCUACUUCAGCAGACACAAAGGAAGGUCCUUUUGGAUCCCUCAGUGUCAUGGUGUGGCCCACAUCAGCAGCCAGAACCUCCACAGAACAGAAGACAAGACUAAUGCCAACUACAACCCUCCACCCCAAGAUCCUGCGGACUUCAAACACACCCAGUCUUUCAUGCUGUGAGGCUCUCGACAACCCCCUAAAAAAGACACCAGCACCAUGACAACACUGGAGUAGUUUUAUUCGAGCCAAAUAAACAGCUCUAAGAAUGUA
This is a messenger RNA of Salmo salar (Atlantic salmon), 1639 nucleotides long. RefSeq names its product junctional adhesion molecule 2A. The record is from RefSeq and is a predicted model, not a curated record. NCBI's taxonomy places the organism in Eukaryota, Metazoa, Chordata, Actinopteri, Salmoniformes, Salmonidae. Gene Ontology annotation, cellular component: protein complex involved in cell adhesion; cell surface; tight junction. Gene Ontology annotation, biological process: leukocyte cell-cell adhesion.